AAGACCUGAGACGUUUGCUUGACUCUUGAAGAAUGAGGAUGUCUCUGUUGCUUCUUCCUCUGCUCUUCUGCUUCCUUCAGCCAACUUUAAGCACUCCUCAUGCACUUUCAACAUCAUCAUGCUGUUUUAAGUUUUUUAAUGCCGCAAUUCCUCUAGACCGGAUUGUGUCUUUUUCUUGGACUAACAGCAGCUGUCCAAAAAGAGCUAUUGUGUUUCAGACUAUUGCUGGAAGAAAGAUCUGUGUAGAUCCAAAGAGCUCGUGGGUCAGCAGCAGCCAUGUUGAUAAAGAGAACAUUAGAACAACUACAGCAACAGCAAUGACUAGAGCAAAAACACUGAGCACCACACUAUAAAUCUGUUUUAUUUAA
Molecule: messenger RNA, 368 nt
Organism: Danio aesculapii
Lineage: Eukaryota; Metazoa; Chordata; Actinopteri; Cypriniformes; Danionidae
Product: monocyte chemotactic protein 1B-like
Exons: 3
Coding region: 33-353 (106 amino acids)
Biological process (GO): chemokine-mediated signaling pathway; cellular response to interleukin-1; monocyte chemotaxis
Cellular component (GO): extracellular region
Molecular function (GO): chemokine activity; CCR chemokine receptor binding
Source: RefSeq, a predicted model, not a curated record